AUGUCCAAACUAAGCCACGCAAAGAUCAUCCUCCGCCGCUCCAGCGAACGCGGCUACGCCGAACACGGCGGCUGGCUGAAGACACACCACACCUUCAGCUUCGCCGACUACUUCGACCACCGAUUCCAGCACUUCGGGUGUCUGCGCGUGCUCAACGAAGACCGCGUCUCGUCGCGCAAUGGCUUCCCGACUCACCGGCACCGCGAUGCCGAGAUCUUCAGCUACAUUCUCAGCGGCGAGCUCACGCACCGCGAUAGCAUGAUCCAAAAGGGCAAGGAAGGUGCCCAGGGGAAGGAGUUUUAUCGGAUGAAGCGGGGGGAUGUCCAGUUUACGACUGGUGGGAGUGGAAUCGCCCACUCCGAACAAAACGAACACCCCUCUAAACCAGUCCAUUUCCUUCAAAUCUGGGUCCUACCCUGGAAAUCCUCCCUCAAGCCACAGUACCACACGCUGAGCUUUUCCGACGAUGCAAAGCGCCAGUCCUUCGUCCCCAUUAUCUCUCCUCUGGCUGCCGGGCCCGAGGCCACCCCUGCACAGGAGGAGGCCGCCAUCCCCGCGAUCUCCGGGACGAUCCCCAUCCAUGCGGAUUUCGUGAUGGGGGCGGGCAUUCUCGAGCCUGGGAAGACGUUCCGGUGGGCGGUUGGUGGCGGGGAGGGUGCGGUGCAGUCGCGGCGGAAGAGGAAUGUUUAUGUGCAUUUGCCGGCGAGUCGGAAGGGAGGAGCCAGAAUUCGGUUAGAUGGGAGGGAUGAUAAGGUGUUGGAGGAGGGAGAUGGGGCGUUUGUGGAGGGGGUGAAUGUUGGGGAUGCGAUUUCAGUGGAGAGUUUGGGGGAGGGAGAGGCGGAGGUGGUUGUUUUGGAUAGUAAUUAG
This is a messenger RNA of Aspergillus caelatus, 867 nucleotides long. Its product is annotated as pirin family protein. The transcript is spliced from 2 exons. The record is from RefSeq and is a predicted model, not a curated record. NCBI's taxonomy places the organism in Eukaryota, Fungi, Ascomycota, Eurotiomycetes, Eurotiales, Aspergillaceae. The coding region runs from base 1 to 867 and encodes 288 amino acids.